Molecule: messenger RNA, 4142 nt
Organism: Perognathus longimembris pacificus (Pacific pocket mouse)
Lineage: Eukaryota; Metazoa; Chordata; Mammalia; Rodentia; Heteromyidae
Gene: Rfc1
Product: replication factor C subunit 1
Exons: 25
Coding region: 139-3603 (1154 amino acids)
Biological process (GO): DNA replication; DNA repair
Cellular component (GO): DNA replication factor C complex; nucleus
Molecular function (GO): ATP hydrolysis activity; ATP binding; DNA binding
Source: RefSeq, a predicted model, not a curated record
UGACGUCAUCGCUGCGCGCCGCCGCUCCUUCCACUUCGCGGGAGAAGUUGUUGGCGCCAAUGGAUCCCGAGCGCCGAUAACGGAUUCUCCCGACGGUCGGACCACCUGACCCACCUGCUUCCUAAUCUUGGGGUUACGAUGGAUAUUCGGAAAUUCUUUGGGGUUAUACCAAGUGGGAAAAAACCUGUAAAUGAAACUGUAAAGAAGAAUGAGAAAACAAAGUCUGCUGAAGAAACUUUAAAAUCAAAGAAAGGAAUAAAGGAAAUCAAGGUAAAUAGCUCUUGUAAAGAAGAUGCCUCCAAACAGAAACAAACUAACAGGAAAAAGAGGAUCAUCUAUGAUUCAGAUUCAGAAUCAGAAGAGACAGUGCAGGUAAAAAAUGCCAAAAAGCAAUCAGAAAAAUUGCCAUUGUCUUCUAAACCUGGUAAAAUUUUACGUCAGGACCCUGUUACAUACGUUUCAGAAACAGAUGAAGAUGAUGACUUUGUGAGUAAGAAGACAGCUUCAAAAUCAAAAGAAAAUGGAAGAUCUAAAAGUAGUUAUCUAGGAGCAUCAAGCAUGAAAAAGAAUGAAGAAAAUACUAAGAUUAAGAAUAAGCCUUUAUCACCAAUAAGGCUUACACCAACAUCAGUACUUGAUUAUUUUGGAACUGGAAGUGUUCGAAGAUCAGAUAAGAAGAUGGUGUCAAGCAAAAGAAAAGAGCCUUCCUCAAAUACAGAUGAUUCCAGAUUAACGGAUGAAGCCAUUGCCAAGCAGUUGCAGCUUGAUGAAGAUGCAGAGCUGGAGAGGCAAUUGCAUGAAGAUGAAGAAUUUGCCAGAACAUUAGCAAUGUUGGAUGAAGAGCCCAAGACCAAAAAGGCCCGGAACAACUCAGAAGGAGGAGAAACAUUUUCAUCUGUCCAAGACAAUACAAAUAAAGCAGAAAAACAUACCUAUCCUCAUACAGUAAAAACAGAACAGUUGUCAAGUGAGAGAAAGAGCUACAGUCCCAAUAAGCAAACUAAGUGUGAAAGCUCAAAGGAAUCUCAGCAACAUUCCAAGUCAUCAGCUCACAAAACAGGAGAAUCCUUUUCUCCAAAGGCCAGUUCUAAGCUAGCACUUACGCAAAUAAAAGAAGAGCGUUCUUAUAAAGAAUCAGAGCCUGUGGCCUCAAAAAGAAAAGAAAAUGCUAUUGAAUUGAAAGAAGAGAAAAAAACUCCUCAAAAAGCCAAAAGUUCUCCUGCUAAGAAAGAGUCUGUAAGUCCAGAAGAUUUAGAAAAGAAACGCACUAAUUAUCAAGCUUAUCGAAGUUACUUAAAUAGAGAAGGUCCCAAAGCUCUGGGCUCUAAAGAAAUACCAAAGGGAGCUGAAAACUGCUUGGAAGGCCUUAUAUUUGUGAUCACAGGAGUCCUGGAGUCUAUUGAAAGAGAUGAAGCCAAGUCUCUAAUUGAACGUUAUGGGGGAAAAGUAACAGGAAAUGUGAGCAAGAAAACCAAUUACCUUGUCAUGGGUCGUGAUAGUGGACAGUCCAAGAGUGACAAGGCAGCAGCUUUGGGGACAAAAAUUAUUGAUGAAGAUGGCCUAUUGAAUUUGAUUCGAACUAUGCCAGGCAAAAAGUCCAAGUAUGAAAUAGCAGUUGAAGCUGAGAUGAAAAAAGAGAAAACCAAAUCGGAGAGGACACCUAAAAAAAAUAACCAAGGAAAACGAAAAAGUAGUCCAAGCAAAAAGGAAUCAGAAUCUAAAAAGAACAAGUUGACUCCCCAAAAGGACAGCCCUAGGAAGGCAGUAAAAAAGGAAACAAAAGGAGCAACCGUGUUCCCAAGAGGCCUGCACUUGAGCGAGCAGGUGGCCAAGGAGGCAGAUGGCGACAGCCAGGCGCGGGGUCUGGCUGAUGACAGCAGUGAAAACCGAGUGGAAAAUCUGCUCUGGGUGGAUAAAUACAAGCCAACCUCGCUCAAGACCAUAAUUGGACAGCAAGGCGAUCAGAGUUGUGCCAAUAAGCUUCUCCGCUGGCUCCGAAACUGGCACAAGACUUCGCCUGAAGAGAAAAAGCAUGUGGCCAAGUUCGGUAAAUGUGCUGGCAAAGAUGAUGGCUCUAGUUUUAAGGCAGCGUUGCUCUCAGGCCCUCCAGGUAUUGGGAAAACCACCACAGCCUCUCUGGUGUGUCAGGAACUGGGAUACAGCUAUGUAGAAUUAAAUGCUAGUGACACUCGGAGCAAGAAUAGCUUGAAGGCAAUUGUAGCUGAAUCACUAAAUAAUACCAGCAUCAAAGGCUUUUAUUCAGGUGGGCCAGAUGGAGCCGCUUCAGGCAGCGCGAAGCAUGCGCUCAUCAUGGAUGAAGUGGAUGGCAUGGCAGGCAGUGAGGACAGAGGAGGGAUUCAGGAAUUAAUUGGCCUGAUAAAACAUACUAAAAUUCCCAUUAUUUGUAUGUGCAAUGAUAGAAACCACCCCAAGAUUCGCUCUUUGGUUCAUUAUUGUUUUGAUCUUCGUUUUCAAAGACCUCGGGUUGAACAGAUUAAGGGUGCUAUGAUGUCUAUUGCAUAUAAGGAGGGUUUAAAGAUCCCCCCUCCAGCUAUGAAUGAAGUGAUUUUGGGAGCCAAUCAAGAUAUCAGACAGGUUUUACACAAUCUGAGUAUGUGGAGUGCACAAAGUAAGGCACUAACCUAUGACCAGGCCAAAGCUGACUCUCAUCGGGCCAAGAAGGAUAUCAAACUGGGCCCAUUUGAUGUUGCCCGCAAAGUGUUUGCAGCCGGGGAGGAGACUGCCCACAUGUCACUUAUGGACAAAUCAGAUCUCUUUUUCCAUGACUAUUCAAUAGCACCCCUCUUUGUCCAGGAGAAUUACCUGCACGUGAAGCCUAUAGCUGCGGGGGGUGACAUGAAAAAGCACUUGAUGCUUUUGAGCCGAGCGGCAGAUAGCAUAUGCGAUGGUGACCUCGUAGAUAGUCAGAUCCGGAGUAAGCAAAAUUGGAGCCUUCUGCCCACUCAGGCUAUUUACGCCAGUGUUCUUCCUGGAGAGUUGAUGAGGGGGUACAUGAGCCAGUUCCCCUCCUUCCCCAGCUGGCUGGGGAAGCACUCAACCACAGGCAGACACGACCGCCUGGUUCAGGACCUUGCACUGCACAUGAGUCUUCGAACUUACUCCAGCAAAAGGACUGUGAACAUGGACUAUCUGUCUCACGUCCGGGACGCACUUGUGCAGCCCCUGACUUCACAGGGUGUAGAAGGAGUGCAGCAUGUAGUUGCCCUUAUGGAUACAUAUUAUUUGAUGAAAGAAGACUUUGAGAAUAUAAUGGAAAUUAGCAGCUGGGGUGGCAAACCUAGUCCCUUUUCCAAGCUGGAUCCUAAGGUGAAAGCAGCCUUCACAAGGGCUUACAACAAGGAGGCCCACCGCACCCCAUACGCACUUCCGGUAGUAAGGACGUCCAGGUCCAGCACAGGCCCAGGAGUGGACCCUGAAGACAACGAAGAGUUACGGGAAGACGACUCGCAGUCUGACGAGAAAGAGCAGGAUGCUCUAGAGAACGAUGCCAUGAUCAAGAAAAAGACAAAAUCCACAAAGUCAUCAAAACCAGAAAAAGAUAAGGAACCAAAAAAAGGAAAAGGCAAAAGUUUGAAGAAAUGAAACCAGUUUUUACUACCAGCGGCUACCGUGACUCCUCCCUCUGCCUGGUUCUGAGACGGCCUUGUGUUCUCGUGGAGGAUCUAUGCGUGGCGUGGUGGGUCCCCGGGGGCUCCACUGAUGAAGCAUGGUCCAGCUCUAGGGUGCGGCUGGCCAGCGGCUCACAUACACCUCUUAUAGAGGUUCAGAGGACCGUGUGGGUCCUCCACGGUCUCUGCCCAUCUAAUUCGAUUGUCUUACUUCAAAUUGACCAUGCACAUUCAGAACUAGGCAUUACGUAUGGGCCUUGGAGUCAUAAUGUAGUUAAUAAUAAUAAACCUGGGAACAAUGGGCCUAAGAUCUUUUAUAGGGUUGAGUUUAUCCUAAUGACCUUUAUAGAAUCGGACCAAUGCUAUUUUUUCUUAAAGGUAGUUCCUAUUAUGUGGUGAAAUUUUGUAAAUCAAUCUGAAUACAAAGCAAUCACCACCUAGAACUGGGUAGUCUUUGUAUAUUGUCAAAGGAUAAAUUAGCAAUAAAAAUGUUCCAUAUGAUUCAUGUACAAA